Molecule: messenger RNA, 1161 nt
Organism: Fusarium musae
Lineage: Eukaryota; Fungi; Ascomycota; Sordariomycetes; Hypocreales; Nectriaceae
Exons: 2
Coding region: 1-1161 (386 amino acids)
Biological process (GO): nuclear envelope organization
Cellular component (GO): Nem1-Spo7 phosphatase complex
Molecular function (GO): protein phosphatase regulator activity; phosphoprotein phosphatase activity
Source: RefSeq, a predicted model, not a curated record
AUGUCCGACGACGUCGAUUCCAUCGUCAAAGGCGCUUCAGCUCCUACGCAAGGAGCAAAAGAUGUCGCCGGCGCGAGUCCCAUCCUCCCCACCACCGCCAAACAGGGCGAUCCGCUGCAUCACACGCCGAGUUCACCGUCCAUGAUCUAUCUCAACCUGUUGAUCCUCGAAGCUUCGCUGCGCGCACAAUUCCUCGAACUACGAGCUCGGAAGCGACAUCAUACUUUCUUUCUCACACUGCUGUCACUGUGGAUCGCUGGUUUUGGAUAUGCUCUCUUCCUCGCACCGCGUGAGGACGGUCGUGGUGUAGGUGGUUCUAUCUACUGGGCUGUCGAGGGUGCAGAGAAGGUGUGCUUCAUGGGUGGUAUCAUCACUGCGAUACUCGUCUGGGCGACUGGGAUCUGGGAGCGUGGAAUUCGCUGGCCGAGACGAUGGUUUGUCAUUUCGAAUAGAGGACUACGGGGCUUCAACUGCAAGCUGAUCAUAAUACGACGGACGUGGUGGGCCGAGGCACUCUCGACGAUUGGAUUCUUCUUGACAUACGGACUCUUUUCACACACGGCUAGUUCAUCGUAUCGAUACGUCGAGCCGAGUCUCUUGCGAGAGGUGGAGAAGGAGCUCCAGAUCACGAGCGAUACACACCCGACGCUGAUACUGCCCCACGAAGAUGAGGAGAAGGGCGGUCACGAGGAGGAUCUAGCGCCCGGCGGAGACUACGUCAAACUGCUCCUCCUAGCGAAACCUUUCUCUGCUACGUUCCGCGAGAACUGGGAGCUAUACAGGACAGAAUACUGGGAGAAAGAAAACGAGCGCCGAGCCCUGCUGCGGCAAAAAGUCAAAGAGCGCGAUAACCAACUCGUCAAGCAACAGUACGGCUGGCUAUGGUGGCUCCCCGGCCGCCAACCGCGACGCCACGAGCCGGAGAAGACACCACCGCGUCACAUCGCCGUUGAGCGCGAACGGCGUCGUCGCGGGAGCAGUGUGCGCCGCGCAUCCACAAGCUCAACACGAGCGCCUACGCCUAUCGUUGAGGAAGAGAAUUCUCGGGUCUAUGUCAGCGCGGCGCAAGAGGCUGUCUACGAGUUCGAAGCCCAAGAGGCCUGGGACAGAUUCGAGGUCUGUUACGCCGGAUUUUCCGUCGCCGCUGGCGAGGGAGAGUAG